Molecule: messenger RNA, 687 nt
Organism: Meleagris gallopavo (turkey)
Lineage: Eukaryota; Metazoa; Chordata; Aves; Galliformes; Phasianidae
Source: RefSeq, a predicted model, not a curated record
GGGAAUCAAAGUGGUGUGGUGCAUAAAUACAGGCAAAUCUCCUCCACAGCCUUCUGAAUGCUAGAGAGGAGGAACCGAAGUGGACAUUGGCAGGAGGCGACCGGAGCACUCAAAGCUCUACAGAGACAAAGAGGAGCAACCAAAGCAAUGUCGCUGGCAGGGGUAAGCUGCCUGGUGACCGGCGCGGGAGGGUUCCUUGGCCAGAGGAUCGUUUGCUUACUGCUGGAAGAAGAUGAGGCGCUGGCUGAGAUCCGGUUGCUGGACAAAGCCUUCAGCAGGGAGGCACUCUGGAGUUUUGGAAAGUUCCAGGGCAAGACCGAGGUGAAAAUCCUGGAAGGGGACAUCCGAGAUGUGCAGUUCCUGCACCGUGCCUGUCAGGGAGUCUCGCUCGUCAUCCACACAGCAUCUAUCAUCGAUACCCUGGGCCUCGUGGAGAAACAGCUGCUCUGGGAAGUCAACGUGACAGCCCUCCUCCGAUUCCCAUCGAAUGGUGGAUGAACUCCCAUUGGGUGCAGUUUUGAAGCAAACCAUCAGGUCCCACUUAAUUCUGCCUCUGCUUAGGAAACCACCCAUGAGCAUCCUUAAGCCUGAAAACCAAAGUAUUCAGCAUACGCCAUAGAAAACUGAUGAAAUGGAGACUUGUGAGGGUUUCCAGCCUUAGGCCGAUCCAAUCCACAGGGACAAGAC